AUGUAUAAAAUAUCAGCACGUUUUAUGCAUAAAUUGAGCAGAAAAGAAUUGUUAGCAAAAAUUUUGCGUGUUGAUCAUAUUGGUGAAUUAGCAGCAAUACGUAUUUAUGAUGGACAAAAGGCUGUCAUAUCAGGUCAACAUCCAUCCAGACCUAUAAUUGAAGAAAUGCAAGCGCAAGAGAAAGAACACCUUGAUAUAAUGGAGCGAUUAUGCGCAAAACAUAAUAUACAACCGACAGUUUUAGCUCCAUUAUUGAGUAUUGCUGCUUAUGCAUUAGGUGUCGGAACAGCUCUUUGCGGGAAAGAAACAGCAAUGGCAUGUACAACAGCUGUAGAAGAGUUAAUUGGUGAACAUUAUAAUCAGCAAUUGAUGGAAUUACUUGACGAUGACCCCGUGGAUCAUGCUGAUCUUCUGAAGAUUUUGACAAAAUUACGUGACGAUGAAUUACAUCACUACGAUGUUGGAGCACCACAAUAUGAGGCGCUGAAAUGGAUCAUUCAAACUGGUUGCAAAGGAGCUAUUUGGUUAGCUGAACGAAUGUAA
Molecule: messenger RNA, 543 nt
Organism: Brugia malayi
Lineage: Eukaryota; Metazoa; Nematoda; Chromadorea; Rhabditida; Onchocercidae
Gene: Bma-clk-1
Product: Ubiquinone biosynthesis protein COQ7 containing protein
Exons: 5
Coding region: 1-543 (180 amino acids)
Biological process (GO): ubiquinone biosynthetic process; regulation of gene expression; regulation of reactive oxygen species metabolic process
Cellular component (GO): mitochondrial inner membrane; nucleus
Molecular function (GO): 3-demethoxyubiquinol 3-hydroxylase activity
Source: RefSeq, a predicted model, not a curated record